AUUAGUGCUCAAGCCACUUAAACUCCACUAAUAUUUGUUAACUUUCUCUUCUACAGAAAUGAUGAUCAAUAUGGAGGACCAGCAGAACUAUGAUCGGAAAUCUGAGUUGAGAUCAUUCGAUGAAACCAAAACCGGUGUCAAAGGACUUGUUGAUUCUGGAAUCACUACCGUCCCUUGUAUAUUUAUCCUACCUUCAUCCGAAGAUCAAAACUCUGGCAAAAAACCAUCUCAAGAACUAAGUCUUCCAACUAUAGACCUGGAUGGAAUCAACAAAGAUCCUAUUAGACGAAAGGAGGUGAUUGACAAAGUGAAGGAUGCAUUGGAGAGCUGGGGAUUCUUUCAGAUAGUGAAUCAUGGAAUCCAUGAUAGUAUUUUGGAAGAAAUGAAAAAGGGUGUUCGAGGGUUCUUUGAACAGGACAGUGAGGUAUUGAAGCAGUGUUACACAAGGGAUAGCAGCGGGAAACAUAAGUUGGUGUAUAAUAGCAACUUUGAUUUGUAUGUUGCACCUGUUACUAACUGGAGGGACACUUUCUACUGUCUCAUGGCUCCUAAUCCACCUCAACCACAUCAACUUCCUUCUCCGUGCAGAGAUAUUUUGAUCAAGUACUCAAAAGAAGUGAUGAACUUGGGUGUUUGUCUAUUUGAGUUGAUAUCCGAGGCUCUUGGGCUUAGCCCGAAUCAUCUUGUCGAGAUUGGGUGUGCAGAAGGACUUGCCAUCCUUGGCCAUUACUAUCCUUCGUGCCCCCAACCUGAGUUAGCAAUAGGGACCUACAAACAUACCGAUAAUAACUUCAUCACGGUUCUUCUGCAAGACCAUGUUGGCGGCCUUCAAGUCUUUCAUCAGAACCAUUGGAUCGAUGUUCCUCCUAACCCACAAGUUCUUGUAGUGAAUGCUGGAGAUCUUCUACAGUUAAUUUCGAAUGACAAAUUUGUGAGUGCACAACACAAAGUAUUGGCAAACAAAGUUGGUCCAAGAGUAUCGGUGGCAUCAUUCUUUACAACGGGUAAGCUUCAAUCAUUGAAUGUGUAUGAACCAAUCAAAGAGUUGAUAUCUGAAGAGAAUCCAGCAAAAUAUAGAAGCACAACAGUUGAGGAGUAUGGGAACUAUUUCGUCUCAAAGGGACUGGAUGGCACUUCUGCACUGCUGCAUUUCAAGAUUUAA
Messenger RNA from Erigeron canadensis, 1162 nucleotides. Its product is annotated as 1-aminocyclopropane-1-carboxylate oxidase homolog 1-like. The coding region runs from base 59 to 1162 and encodes 367 amino acids. The record is from RefSeq and is a predicted model, not a curated record. The transcript is spliced from 3 exons. Lineage: Eukaryota; Viridiplantae; Streptophyta; Magnoliopsida; Asterales; Asteraceae.